AAAAAAAAAAAAAAAAGGAAAAGUUAGCCAGAGGACACAACUCAUGGUGACUGUACACGGUGAAAAGGAGGGGGACUCUACUUUUUAUACCAUUACUCGGAUUGUGAUUGCAGUCUCCAAAUGAUAAAAUGCUCACCGGGUUCUCUAUCAGAGUUUGGGAGCCUUUUCAAAGUUGGAUUUAAACAGUGGAGACUGAGAUUUGGACGCUAUGCUUCGCUCGACUUGAGACCAACGCUGAAGUCAUUUUAAGGUGGACGAAGUUUUUGGCUCAACUUUUUGUGUGUGCGCGCGCGGUGGACAUUAAAAUACAUGGACAUUAGUAACUUUAACUUUGCAACUUGUGUGGUUGCUAUUGUCAUGUCUCCAGCGAACCGGGCGCACAGUGCCAUUUAAACGGCUUUUUUUUUCUUGUUAGACGUUUGCAAACAUGUCACAAAAAUUGGUGGUUACGCUGAGAAUGUAGCGUUAACUGUCAAAUGGACGGUUAACAAUUCUUACUUUGAGUCGGAAGUGCAACAAUCUGACCUUCUUUCUUACCAGGCUGUGGAUCACCUUGGACUCGAAGCGCGCGUCGGACAUCGAAACGAAAGUUGGACCUCUCUCCUAAAUGACCACUUGUUUUUGGUUUGGAGUGGACUUCAAAUGAAACUUUCAGUAUGAUUUAAAGGGUAUCUAAUCUAUACAAGGGUGCACUAAUAUUCCAAUUUGCGGGUUCGAGGGGAGAACUCAGCGGCUGCGCUCUUAAAACUGGAUACAAAAUGGCGGCGUCCCCGGGACGUUUUGGAUGUGCUUCUCGUUGUGUUUUUUAUUUCUUUUUUUCACUCGAACUUUUUACCACUCAUGGAUUGAGUUCCGAGUUGCACUGUGCCCAGAACUGUACCUGCGAUAGAGAUUCUGUGGACUGCAGUAGUCUGGAACUGACAGCUCCGCCUGCGGAUCUGCCUGUCCGGACGAUUUCCUUGCGGCUGGACCACAAUGAGCUGACCUCCUUACCAGAUUUGGGACAGGCAGCUUCCAGGAUUAUAUCACUCUACCUACAUCAUAACAAAAUCCGCAGUAUUGAGGGGAUACGGAUCAGAGACUUGGUUUCUUUGGAAACCUUGGACCUAAGCAAUAAUGACAUCACUGAACUACGAGGACACUCCUUUCCUGCAGGCCUUCAGAUUAGAGAUUUGUACCUAAGCAACAACAAGAUCAGCACAUUAGAGCUGGGAGCACUGGACCAUCUCGGCUCCACUCUCCAGGUCCUGAGAUUGAGCCGAAACCGUGUCAGUCAGAUUCCUGUGAGGGCAUUCCAGCUCCCGAGGCUCACCCAGCUUGAACUCAACAGGAAUCGUAUCCGUCAAGUCGAGGGUUUGACCUUCCAGGGUCUUUCGAGCUUGGAGGUGCUUAAGCUACAAAGAAAUAGCAUCAGCAAGCUGACUGAUGGUGCUUUCUGGGAUCUUGCCAAGAUGAAAGUCCUACAUCUGGACUACAACAGCCUGACUGAGGUAAACAGUGGCUCCCUGUAUGGCUUGAGUUCUCUUCAGCAGCUUUUCCUCAGUAACAACUCAAUAACCCGCAUCAAUCCCGAUGGCUGGAAGUUCUGCCAGAAGCUCAGGGAACUGAAUCUGUCGUAUAACAACUUGACUCGUCUGGAUGAAGGCAGUCUGGCUGUGCUGGGCGAUCUCCACACCCUCCGUCUGGGGCACAACUCAAUAAGCCACAUUGCUGAGGGAGCAUUCAGAGGCCUCAGGGCUGUACGCAUCCUGGAGCUGGACCAUAACGACAUCUCGGGCACAAUAGAGGAUACCAAUGGGGCCUUCACUGGAUUAGAUAGCCUCAGCAAGCUAACUCUGUUUGGAAACAAGAUAAAGUCUGUGGCGAAGAAAGCCUUCGCUGGCCUAGAGACCCUGGAACACCUAAACUUGGGUGAGAAUGCUGUCCGCUCCAUCCAGCCCGAUGCCUUAAGCAAGAUGAAGAACCUCAACAGCCUUCUCAUCCAGAGUGACAGCUUCUUGUGCGACUGCCAGCUCCACUGGCUGCCUGAGUGGUUGGUGACCCACGGUUUACAGAGUGGUGUUAAUGCCACAUGUGCCCACCCUGAGAGUGUUAAGGGUACCAGUAUAUUUCAGGCUCCAUCUAGCAGUUUUGUGUGUGAUGACCUUCCCAAACCCCAGAUCACUGUUCAGCCAGAAACCAGCGUCACAGUCCUUGGCAGCAAUGUGCGUCUCACCUGUACGGCCGCGAGCAGCAGCUCCUCCCCUAUGACCUUCGCAUGGCGCAAGGACCAGGAGCUGCUUCGACACGCCGAAACGGAGAACUAUGCCCACGUGCGCGCUGACUACCAAGGUUCCACAACCGACAGGGCGGGCGGAGGCACCGGUGGCGUGAUGGAGUACACGACGAUCCUGCACCUGCGACAUGUCACCUUCGCACAUGAGGGGCGUUACCAGUGCAUCAUCACCAACCACUUUGGCUCCACUUAUUCCAGCAAGGCCCGCCUCAUUGUCAAUGUUCUGCCAUCUUUUCUGAAGACUCCCAGGGACAGCACCAUAAGAACAGGCCACACCGCCAGGCUGGAGUGCGCCGCUGAGGGCCACCCAGCACCACAGAUUGCCUGGCAGAAGGAUGGGGGCACGGAUUUCCCCGCCGCCCGUGAGCGCCGAAUGCAUGUCAUGCCUGACGACGACGUCUUCUUUAUCAUGGACGUUAAGCCGGAAGACAUGGGCAUGUACAGCUGUACGGCCAAAAACACAGCGGGAACUGUGUCUGCUAAUGCCACGCUCACUGUACUAGAAACCCCCCACUUGGCCCAGGACCUUGAGGAUCGCAAUGUGGUCGUGGGCGACACAGUAGCCCUGCAGUGCAAGGCGCUGGGCAGCCCUCCGCCCCGCAUCACAUGGCUACACAACGACCAGCCCCUGCGCCCCUCCGGGCGCCAUCACUUCACCCCCGGCAACCAGCUGUUGGUCAUCGGCGCCGCGUCGCUGGAGGACGCCGGCCGCUACACCUGCCUUAUGUCCAACACGCUGGGCACGGAGCGCGCUCACAGCCAACUGCUGGUCACUCAGCGCCGCAGCCCCUGCCCCGUGUCGGCCGGACUGAGCACGGUCACCAUCGGGAUCAUUGUCAUCGCCGUGGUGACGAGUAUCGUGGUCACCUCCCUGGUGUGGGUGUGCAUCAUCUACCAGACGAGGAAAAAGAGCGAGGAUUGCAGUGUCACAAACACAGAUGAGACGAUCGUUCCUCCCGACGUGCCGAGCUACCUCUCCUCUCAGGGGACUUUGUCCGAGCGCCAGGACGUGUGCAUCCGCGUAGAGGCUGCCAGCGGACCUCAGCCCAACGGACACAUCGUUGACUCGACAGGUUUCGAUGGUCCAGUCAUGUGCACAGACUGUAUGGAGAGUAAUGACCACUUCUCCAAAGACACAGACUACCAGGUGCACAAUUUUGCCCCGGCAGGACUUACCGAGUACCAUCAGCACCAUGCUCCACCGCCCUACUCUCACUGCCACCCGGGGGAGCGCACGGCACCCCUCUGCAACGGCAUACGAAAGGACACUCAAGGAAUUUCUGACAACCAUAGCGUGCUGCAAAUGAAUCAGUGCGAUAGAAAAGCGAGCAGAGUGGGAGAAACACCAUCUGCGUACAAGUCGCAGGAGGAUUCUUUCCACCUUCCAGUGAAGUUGGCGAGUCGAGGACACCUCGAUAGUGACUGCGAGCCUGAGCUCAGGCAGACUCUGCUGUCCAACAGACACUCCCUAAAUGUCUCGACCAACGAAAGUGCUUCACCUGAGGAGAGCCAGGGACUAGCGGUGGACUCGCUGUAGCUCCGUGAACCUUUUUUAGUUGUCUUUCUUUGCACUGGGAAAUAAACUGCUACCUCAUAUCGAGGCGAAGUGCUCCCAAGCCUCCUGGAUCUUGGAGUGCCGAGGGGGGAAUCCGGAGUUUGAAGGCGGAGCUUGUGUGGGUAGCGUCCCAUCUGAGCGUAUGUGCUGUACAUAGUUUAAAAACCUUCCUUUGGGAGGUGACGAGUAAGAAUUCUAGCUCCAAAAAUGUGACUUGCAUUUGCGGCAAAUAAAUGUAGGGAACCAUGUACAGUAUGUGAACGUGCAGGGACAGGAGACUGUACAUAAGAGUUUUCUUAUAGUAUAUCUUUUACAAAAGAGUAUUUGGAUUUAUGUGCAUGACAAAGAAAGGAGUGAUAGUAUUUUUAUUCAAAAGACAAAACAAACAAAAAAUGCCCUUUUUCAGCUUUUACCAACAGUCAGCUGCGGUGCCUUAUUGCAUGGUCAAAGAAAUCAAUGUGUAAUAAUAGCAUAUAUGAGCUUUUACUGAGAGACACUGGUACACUAUUGCAAACAAAACACUUGAUUGCACUUAAAUGUUUUCUUUUCUCUGCCACCAGUCACAGCCAAAUGAUCAUUACUACUUUCAUUAUUCAUGGAUGUCGUAUGACGGACAAGCCUUUUGUGGAAACGAUGUCGGUGUGUCUGAUUGUCGGAGGCUGCCAACGAAAGCACUUGUUGGCUCCUUUCAUGGUCAUGACAUGAUGUCUUUCAGCAGGAAUGUAGUAUAUUCUCUAACAAGAAGCUUUGCAUCUUGACUUUGGGUCCUCACCAGCUCCAAAGGUUGUCAUCUGGGUGGCAUUUGAACUGACUCUCUGCUUAAUACUGACUGUUGUAUGUUGUGUUACUGCUGUAAAGUGAAUUCAUAAGCAACAGCCAAGUUCUCAGCAUUACCUUGAUCUGAACUGUGACCCUAUCAAGGUAAACAGGGGGGGACACUCCCCUGAAUGGCAGCAAUAACCUGUUACCAUCACAGUCAGUGUAGCGGGUAAAAGGGACAAACAACUAGAAGUGUAGCUCAACGUUAAUUUAUUAAAACACAUUGAAUGUCAGCAUUAAAAAAAAUGGUGAAGUGUCUGCCAUGGUAUUGAAGUGUCUAAUAAAAUCACAUUUGGCUUUUA
Phyllopteryx taeniolatus (common seadragon) is the source of this 4951-nucleotide messenger RNA. It is a transcript of the gene lrig1, whose product is annotated as leucine-rich repeats and immunoglobulin-like domains 1. The record is from RefSeq and is a predicted model, not a curated record. NCBI's taxonomy places the organism in Eukaryota, Metazoa, Chordata, Actinopteri, Syngnathiformes, Syngnathidae. Bases 759 to 3812 code for a protein of 1017 amino acids. Gene Ontology annotation, molecular function: protein binding. The transcript is spliced from 17 exons.